Messenger RNA from Vigna angularis (adzuki bean), 1640 nucleotides. Its product is annotated as CBS domain-containing protein CBSX3, mitochondrial. The record is from RefSeq and is a predicted model, not a curated record. Lineage: Eukaryota; Viridiplantae; Streptophyta; Magnoliopsida; Fabales; Fabaceae. Bases 824 to 1537 code for a protein of 237 amino acids. The transcript has 6 exons.
UCUCUACCCGGUUUAUGCUGACUUCAGCCUUUGGUUUCUCCAAGCACGGUUCUUUCACAUCAGGGAGAAUAACACGAACACCAGGAUCUCUUCCAUUGAUGGUGCCAUGGGACAUGAUCGAAUUGUUGAUGCUCUGAAUGUUACUGUUGACGUAUGUCUUACCCGCUUCGUCUUUCUCCGCGGAUGUGCUCUUCUUCCCUUCGGAAUUCGGCCUAGUUGAAUGAGAACCCGCCACGUGCAUUGUCACUCCUCUGUUAUCGCCGGCCAGAGUUACCACACUCACUGUUUUGUCGUCCACGUUCAGUGUUGGGUUGAGAGCUGAAAUGUCAUCGUCGUCACCCUUAGUGGGAUUUUGCUCGUCGGAUAAUGAUAUGGUUGAAACGUUCCUGUUCGUUGGAUGUGCUGAUGUUGAAGCUGAUGGCAUGACCUUUGUGUCUUUCGCGCUAGGAGUCGAUGUGGAAAACAUCAUCUUUCUCUCUAUGGGGUUGGCGUUGGAUUUAGGCUGGUGGGGUUGAAUUGGUAUUUCCAAAGGGGCGUUGAAAUUCUGAGUAGGAGUAGUAUCCAACUCUUCCUUCGCAUUUGGCUUCGAAGGUGUUGGAGUUGAUGGUGUUGAAGAGGAUUCUGAGAUAGAAGACACUGGCGAAUCAAUGGUGACCGAAGGAGCUGGUGAGUGUGAUGAUGGAAGAGAAUCUGAGACUUGUUGAGGUUUAGUUUUUGGGGUUACCUGAGGAGGGGGAGGCUGUGAUUGGGUAGAGGCUAUUCCAGGAGGACGAAACGGUGGUCGACGAGUGGAAAGAGAUUUUGAUUUUUGUUUUGGAGGAGAAUGAGAUUCGGUGGAAGGACCUGUGAUCCAAGGGAUCCUAAAACCACACUGCUGGUUUUUGCGUGGCAUGGAUGUUGGUAUGAAGCAGAACAACAAAUGCUAGGAUUGUGCGGGAUACUACGACUUCGCCAAAACCCUCUGAGGGGCGCAAUAUUUCAACAAUUCCAAGGAAAUGCGAUAUCUAACCUCAACAAAAUAAGUUCAAAUUUUGGAUGUGUCACGUCCUCUCCACGCAAAGAGCAGAAAGGAUUGGAGAAUGUAACAGUGUCAGAGGUACUAAUGACAAAAGGUGAAGAAAACAUCGGCUCCUGGCUUUGGUGUCGAACUGAUGAUGCUGUCAUUAAUGCAAUGAAAAACAUGGCUGAUAAUAACAUUGGAUCAUUGGUGGUACUAAAGCCAGAAGGGCAGCACAUAGCAGGGAUUGUCACAGAAAGAGACUGCUUGAAAAAAAUAGUUGCACAAGGAAGAUCUCCCUUAUACACACAAGUUGGUCAAAUAAUGACUGACGAGAACAACCUGAUAACGGUGACCUCUGACACCAACAUUCUUCAAGCAAUGAAAAUUAUGACAGAGAAUCGCAUUCGGCAUGUUCCAGUUAUAGAUGGGAAAAUAGUUGGUAUGAUUUCCAUUGUAGAUGUGGUGCGAGCAGUGAUGGAGCAGCAAAGUGGAGAAUUGAAGCGACUUAAUGACUACAUCAGAGGAGAAUACUAUUAGCAGAAGAAUUCAACCAUGUAUACCGAUUUGGUGCUAGCGAAUUCGUGCAUCAAAAUAUAAUACACCUUUAUAUUUCAUAAUAAAUGGGAUUUGAUUUUUUUUA